Dermatophagoides farinae (American house dust mite) is the source of this 2040-nucleotide messenger RNA. It is a transcript of the gene udt, whose product is annotated as protein undicht. The record is from RefSeq and is a predicted model, not a curated record. Gene Ontology annotation, biological process: wound healing. NCBI's taxonomy places the organism in Eukaryota, Metazoa, Arthropoda, Arachnida, Sarcoptiformes, Pyroglyphidae.
AUCCAAAAUUCGUGACCAGUUUUCAUUCAUUCAUUGAAUCCAUUAAUACACCACAGGUGUAUUCUUAGAUGAACAGGUUGUUAAUACCAUCAUCAGCUUCAAUGUGAGUGGCCAUUUUGAUGGAUAAAUUGUUUGACAGUAUGUUGUGAUACAAGAAAUUUUAUUCAUAAAACGAUGCCAAAUCAAAAAAUGCCCAUUAUCGGAAUCAUAAUCACAGUGAUAUUGGUUCCAGCUAUAAGUUUUGCUCAAUAUGGUUAUGAACGUUGUAUUGUUCCGACCACAUUACGUGGUGAAUGGUUUUCACGUGAAGAUGGCCAAAACGUGGUGACAAGAAUUUCCGAAAAUGAAUUCUCUGAUCGUGGCUUCUGUAUGGAAAUGGUUGCUCAUAGCUAUGAUAAUUUUACUUUUCUGCUCAAAAAAGCCGAUUGUCUUUCAUGUGUUCGAAUUCUGAUACGAACAUUGAAUGUUAUGGAAAAAAUUGAAACAAAUUGUUUGCAAAAUAAUCCAAACGUAAUGCCAAACUAUGAUUCAAUGUGCAAGAAUUCGUUGGAUAAUAAUCAAGAAAUGAUAACCAUGUUCUCAACAAAUCCUUCGGGAAAAAAUUGCCGUUCAAGUUUAGAAGGUGUAUGGAAUUUCGCCUAUCAGAAUCGAUUCAAAUUCACCGGUGAAUGUAUUCAUGAAGAGGCAAACAUUACUGCAUGCCAAAAACCGGGUACACAAUUUUUCAAUCUAAAUCAACAAUUUAUCAUGAAUUAUCGAAAAUGUGUAAACAUGCGAGAAACUGAAGAUGCUGAGGUUCAAUAUAAAUGUCUGGGUGAUUGGUAUGUGGGCAAAAAUCAUUUUUUUGCCGUUGUUAAUUCACGUGAAUCUCGAAUGGAAGAAAAAUAUCGAUGUUUCCUAUCUAAUCGAGAUGAUGAUCAAUUUCUAUCGGUAUCGAUUACAGCCGAAUGUAAUACGUUAAAAUCACCACAAGAAGGACCCGAACGUUUACGUUUAUUUCCUGUACGAGCGGAAUUAGUACAGGCUAAAUGUACAUUACCACAAAAUUUUAGCGGCAUUUGGGUUAAUACCGCCAAUUUUGAUGCCGAAGUUACCAUCAAUUCGACAACAAUGGUUGAAAAAUGGCGUCCAGAUACGGGCCGUAUUAAGCAGGAAAUAUUUAUUUGCCAAGAACAACGGGGUUCACGUUUUGUAAUGGCAAGAUUAGGCGUUAAUGGAUGUCAAAAAGAUUAUGUCUGUUUUGAGUUUCUUCCUCGUCACCACAAUGUAAUACGAUAUCGUAAAGGUCAGGCAAUGAUUAUGGAUCGAUUUUCAACCGUUUGUGCUUGGACAAUGUUCAAUUCAGAAGAACAAUGGAAAUAUGACAUAUUGAUUGCCAAGAAUCCUGUUUCAAUUGAAUGUCCUAUAGCGGGAAAAUUCCGCUUUAAACAAACGGGUGAUAUUCUUUUCGAAACUCGUAUUCGGGGUGGUGUCACUCAAUUUCCUCGGCCAAACGUUUACUGUAAAGCAAAUAUUUCGGAUUUUUCCGUUUGUGAUAGUGAUCAGAAGAUUCUCAAAAUAGAUGCCGAUUAUUGUUUAUCGGUAGAUCAAUUCGGAUUACCGGUCGACAUUUAUAGUCAACCAGAUUAUCAGAUGCAAUGUAUCGCUUAUUGGAAGGAGAAUCUUAAAUCCUAUCUGAUUACAUAUGAUAGUUUGGAUGCAUAUAGCCGUUAUCGUUGUUGGGUAUAUCAACGAGCCGAUUUAAAUGUCAUUCUGAUGUCAAUGUCUGUGGGCGCAUUCUGUCAUAUUCGCCAAGACGUACGAAGUGGACAUGCAGUGGAAGGUGCACAAGUUGCUUUGGAAAUGACUGAAUAUGAACGUGAACACGAUGAUUGUCCAUUGUAUUUCGAUGAUGGUUCGAAUCCAUAUAAAAGUGCACAAGAUCAUGUAACCAUUUUACGACCAAUGGCAACAAAUUCAAUUCGUUCAUUCCUUAAUCAUCAUCAUCAUCAUCAUAUUUGGUUGCAAACAUUUUUAUUUAUCUCAUCAUUUCUUAUAUAA